AUGGCUUUCUCCUUCCAAUCCGGCGACCAUCUUAUGAAGGAUAUUCGGAAGGAGUUGCAGCGUGCGAUGCAAAACAGAUAUGAUGCCAACAAGAAAUUUCUACCUCGCAGCAGCCUCGAAGGCAUCUGGCUGCUUGAUCGCCUGAAAAAGAUGGCACAGCAUUACAGAGCUUUCAAUCUUGCGGAUAUUCCCAUCAUUCGUGCUCAAUUCAUGCAGACAAUCUCGAUACUGAUCUACAUCAGGUGGAAUCAGUGGGACAACUUCCGCCUCAUCUUUCUUGAAUAUCCACAUCGUUCGGAUGGCAACUUAUUGACGCACGACUACCAGACGCUCAGCGAUGAAUCUUUCCUGGGAAGCUGGGGGCAAAAGUUUCUUGACAAAAGAUACCUCUUUUGUCCUGUUGACAUUGUGGAAGGGACUAUCACGCAGUACACCCAACGCCACCGGCUACCAUUUCUCGACAGCCACUUCAAGGACGCAAAACGAGCCUAUACUGCGCCUAUUUCUGGUACAGGCUUCUCUGCGCGUGCUAUCGCGACCGAGCAUCUGCAUUUACAACCUAACCGUGGAUGUCAUCGUGGAACAUAUAUCAUUCUUUGCAAGACUAAUCGGAACCAGUCUGCUUUCUUAAAGGAAAAAGAAAAUCUAAGAUUGUUAAGGGAUGUAUCGCUUCAGCAUGACCGAAUCAUGCCCUACCUUGCAAUCAUUACUACCGGCGAUGUAUCCAAUAUUCUGUAUGAGCUGCCUGACAUGGAUCUUGGCAUGUUACUUUCAGAGCAGUCGAAAGACGUUCCCCUUCAUGACCUAGUUUCUGAGUCCUGCAAACUUGCCAGCGCUCUACAAUAUCUGCAUCAGGAGCGUGGCGGGUCGAAAUCGGCAAACAUCUGUUGCCACAUGGACUUAAAACCUUCGAAUAUUCUUGUUUUCAAAAGCUGCUAUAAUCGCGCUGGGAAAUGGAAAAUCUCAGGGUUCGGCUUUUCCACUAUAAGCCCGGCGCAUCUCGAUGGAGACCACUUUCCGCCUCCGGACGGUAUAACAUUGCGUGGAACGUACCAAUCACCUGAAAUAUUUCACGGGAAUAUAGUUGGGCGAAAGACUGAUGUAUGGUCACUUGGAUGCAUAUUGGUUCGCGUCCUCGCAUUUGGCCUCGAUGGCGCUCGUGGGCUGAAGUACUUGGAUUACAGACGCCGCUUGUUAGACGACGGAAAGUCAUAUUACGAGCAUGAUGCCUUCCACCGAGGGAAUCCACCCGAACUCAAUCCACGUAUCGAGUCUUGGGUUAAAGACAUACCUGGAAAAGCGAAUUCUCGAAUGCCUUGGGGGACGUGCUUGAUAUUUCACGACAUACUUCUCCGCGCUCUUGAUGUUGAUCCGGUAUCUCGAUCCACUGCGCAGGAAAUCUACCAUGAACUCAGAAAUAUCCUCCGUAUCUUGGCCACUCCUACGCCAUCCGACAAUUUAAGCCUGACUGAUAUGGAAUCUGAUUCAUUGCAUGGACCUUCCCAUACCACCGAGAACAUAAAUGACGACACAUCCUGGCCGUAUUCGACUGACCAGCAGCUAAAAGAAGCCGAAAAACGUUGCCAUCCCUCGCUCUAUUUCGGCCCCAUAUGGGAACGGGAUACUAUAAUGCCUGAUCUUAGGCCGAGGCACGCAGCGGCGGAAGGCUUGAACUUUCAAGAGAAUAUUUUGCGCGAAGAAUACCACGGCUUUUUGAAGGCGAUUCAAGAAAACCUUGAAGACCCAAACCCGCGCGUGGAGUAUCAUAGCGUCCUAAGGACUAUUCAAGACGAAGAAGACAAUACUGAUAAGCACUACAGUGAUGACACCAUCGAGAGCCCUGCAACUGAAACAUCCGCCAAAGUCUCUCUCAAAGCUACGGAAUGGUCCUUUGAGUUCUGCCUGGUCUGUGACCGACAGACUCUGGGUGCACCGUACUGCUGUCAGUCGUGCAGACUUGCGGAUCUUGAAGUCUCUCAUGGGACACCGGCAAGCCUACCGCAGUCCUCCGUGUUUGACACGCGCAGUGGAGGAGCGUAUACGUCAACAGCGACCACUUCUCAGGCCCAAACCAACGCAGAGAGACGACUACCUACCUCGAAUGCUCUGCAGGUUUCGGAGCCUAUUUUACAAGACAACCUGAGUUCGAGAUCUGAAAGCAGCUCUCCGGCUCCAACCUCUGAGGUGAGAUUGGAGCCUGAGCUUGAACUAAACACCCUUUUACCAGAAGACGCAGUUGAUGCGGAGACCACAUUUUCCACAGGUUCCGGGGUAGACGAUCGACAACGCCGCUACAUUCGUGUGUUCAUUGAUCGCUUGGCUCAUGAUAUCAAGCAUGUAUCGAAAUUAUCCACCCUUUCAGAAGUACCAUCCUCGUACCUGGGCUCCUUGUUGAAAGUGUUUUCGUGGAAGCUUCAUGCAGAGUCCAUUAACCCAUUCCAAUGGGAAGCAUCUGUUAUUCUUCGCCAAAAGCAGACGGAGAUACUUGACCUACUGAUUUUGGAGCCUCAGGAAACCGAGAAUGAACACAGCAUUGGCCUUGAAUCUGUCAGUAGCCAGGAGGGCCAGGAGGGUUAUAGCGGGCUGUCGGAACACAGAACAUUCACAAAACCUCCAGACAUUCUUUCCAACUGGAUUAGCAACCUUGAAGUUCCAGUUUCAAGCCCUGGCGAACAACCCUCAGCCGGCUUUUCCCCCAGCCAAGAAGAUCUCACUGGAGAUCUGACUACUGGUCGUGCUUCAGCAAGAGACGAGCACUUCUCUCAACUGCCAGAUUACGAAAGGUUCAUCUGCGCAUCGGAUGCCUACCAAUGGCUCUUGCUCAAAAUACAUCAGCACGGGAAUGUCACACUCAAUGAUCCGAGCGUAGUAUCAAAUAUAGGCAAGACACUCAGAAACAGGCUACGCGCACAGAAGGGGCUGCACAGAAUCAGCCGUCGGAAGGCGUCGUUGGUGUCAAUGACCUUCACAGUUGAUUGGAGUCCAGUGCAGUAUUUCAAGGACCUGGGGGUUGACAUACCAGCCCCGAACGUCCUCGAAAGCGUUUUAUGUCUAACGGGCACUUGGAACGAAGCGCAGGCGACGACCGCUGUUGAAUACUUACGACAAACUUGGCCCAUUUCAGGGCAACACCUUAUUGCUUUGAUGCACCAGCUCAUCGAGCUGCCUGAAGGGAAAGAACUCUAUUACCAUCUUCCGGGGCCGAAGGGUGCGGAAGUUCGAGCGCAGAUUCAGCCCACAGGAACGUGCUGUGUAUCUGUCAUUGGCAGCCCUUACUUUGUUGCUGAAUUAGGCGAACAAAUUGGGUGGCUUGCGUCAGCAUUGCAGGUACCGCAAGGUUACAUGCAAGGUGUCGUAGCCUGCUCACCUGAUAUAACAGAUCUUGUCGUUAGUGAAGACAACAGGGACCAUUCAGUUGUUGCUGUGGGUUCCUGCCGCUUAGUUCUCGGCUUCAUGGAAAAGCCCAAGAUUCAAAGCGCCGCCCACGGUUUCUGUUGGGGACCUCUUUUUUCUAACCAGACCCUGGUCAGUGGCUAUCCGAUUCUGCAAAGACAGGCGGCAAAUACAGGCCUUGAAAUGUCAUUGAAUCUUAUGACUGCGUUGAUCCGCACAAAGCAGGUUGUGCAGUGGGGGGAAAGGGUGAUCAUGAAAGGAUUCAGCUGGCUUGCCAUUGCGACUUUUUGUACUAGCGGCACUACUUUAUGGCAUCUCUUGACGAGCGCCAGCGCUCAUGAAAGGAUAUCAUACAUCGAUCCUCGGCUGGAUACUAUGGGCAUCCAAGAGUCAGAAAAGACUUUGCUUCGAUCCCUUGAAGGAAGCCGUCAUAUUGUCGGGUGGUGCUCCAAUGCGAUAGAGUACUGCGGGCAUGCAGCGGCCCUGCAGAACAUUUCAGCGUCCGGACUGCCGAUCCCGCCGCCAUCUAUUGUCAUUGACCGGCUUUAUCUAGAAGGAGGUGCACACCUCGUUGGGGGGUUCAACAUGUGCAUUAACAAAAAGGAGCGACCAUUCUGGCUUCAGCGUGAAAGCGACUAUCCAAGCCUGAUUAAGUGGAUUAGCUUACAGCCUAUCGUCUUCUACGACACCUCAGAAUGCCGAGCGUGGCUUGUUGAUGGCGUAUCUGCACUCCUUCAUCUCGUGCGUAUCUCUUUGAAUCUCGACGAAUCAGACCCAGAGUCCCCAUAUGAUUGGGUUUCCGAGCCCAGUAGACUCAAAGACACCUGGAAUGGUUCCUGCACCGGACGUCUUACCGCGCUGAAGACACUGACAUGCUGGGACAACCUCAAACUGCCAGUGUACGUCAAGGAUUGCAUAGAUCGCGGCAACCAACCACCUGAAUUACACUUCUCGACGCUCGGAGAUCGAAUCCAAAAGAUUCUACAUUCACUAGAGAUCCUCCUCGACAGGCAAGUGAAGGCUGCCUCUCAAGACGGCAUCAAGAUUUCACAGACUCUCAACACGCACAGGGGCAUCGUCGGCUUCGACAUCCUAGACGUCAUUAACCCCCUCGGCCCCAUCCAGACUCGCAUGAAAAUCCUUCCCUCGCACACUCACGGCUGGAUAGACUUUGUCCAGUCCACAGGAGUCACCACUAUCUUCGGCAGCGGAUUUGGCGAUCUGAUCAGACCAACAGAUCCAGACGCCGUCUGCGCCCGCUGGAAAUCCGUCCCCAUGGGCAUGGACUAUCUAGCGACGUCAGUCUCCACGCUGAACAUGCUGCACGAGAAACGACUUCAAAGAUUAGAACCGGGCCUCGGAUUGGGCGAGAUGACCAACAAAAUCUUGUGGAUCUCUCCAGAAAACCAGCCGUUCAAGACCUGCGAGUGCCUUUGUGGCCCAGCGAGCGCCGCACUGGAUGCGCGCUGCCACCUCCACCCCGUGCAGUAUCUUGUCUCAAAGAAGCCGUGGAAACCAAACAUUCUCCCACGGGGCUCAGCGCCAGUUAACCUGAUGAAGCUUGAGAAAAAGGGUGCCGUGGUCUUUGGCCAUUUAUCGGCCCUAGGUCGAUGGAGAGAACACGCUGCUGAAGCUGGCGAGGCUGCUCCAACGGCUGGGACGAGUACAGACGCAUUGCCUGCGCCCGUACCCCGAUCGCACCGGCCGACUACUGAGGUAGUAGUCUUCGGGAUGCACAUCUACGGGGUCGACGGAGAUUACGCAGCCGAGUCUGGCAUCGGGAUCGUCUAG
Aspergillus mulundensis is the source of this 5184-nucleotide messenger RNA. RefSeq lists its product as uncharacterized. The record is from RefSeq and is a predicted model, not a curated record. Gene Ontology annotation, cellular component: autophagosome; cytoplasm. Lineage: Eukaryota; Fungi; Ascomycota; Eurotiomycetes; Eurotiales; Aspergillaceae. The transcript is spliced from 6 exons. Bases 1 to 5184 code for a protein of 1727 amino acids. Gene Ontology annotation, molecular function: ATP binding; protein serine/threonine kinase activity. Gene Ontology annotation, biological process: protein autophosphorylation; autophagy; peptidyl-serine phosphorylation.